Molecule: messenger RNA, 2774 nt
Organism: Scatophagus argus
Lineage: Eukaryota; Metazoa; Chordata; Actinopteri; Scatophagidae
Gene: dnm1l
Product: dynamin 1-like
Exons: 19
Coding region: 156-2321 (721 amino acids)
Biological process (GO): mitochondrial fission; mitochondrial fragmentation involved in apoptotic process
Cellular component (GO): membrane; cytoplasm; microtubule
Molecular function (GO): GTPase activity; microtubule binding; GTP binding
Source: RefSeq, a predicted model, not a curated record
ACUCCCAUGAUGCAACGCAUUCGUGUGCGCAGUUUCUGACAGAUCCGAAGAGACGCCUGCCGUUUUAGCUGAGGGACACCGAAUGACUUUGUGCCCGAGUGCUGCAGGGUAAAGAAAGUUGCCUAUUUGACAGGUCAGCAUUUGUAUCGGAGCUCAUGGAGGCCCUCAUACCUGUCAUAAACAAGCUUCAAGAUGUAUUCAACACGGUCGGCGCAGACAUCAUUCAGCUGCCGCAGAUAGUUGUUGUGGGAACUCAGAGCAGUGGGAAGAGUUCGGUUUUGGAGAGCCUGGUUGGCAGGGACAUCCUGCCGCGUGGCACUGGUGUUGUCACACGCCGGCCCCUUAUCCUACAGCUAGUGCACAUCGACCCAGAUGACCGCAGGAAAACCAGUGAAGAGAAUGGCAUCGAUGGAGAGGAAUGGGGCAAAUUCCUGCACACCAAAAACAAGAUCUUCACAGACUUUGAGGAGAUCAGGCAAGAAAUUGAAGCAGAAACAGAGAGAAUUUCUGGCAAUAACAAGGGUAUUAGUGAUGAACCCAUUCACCUGAAAAUCUUCUCACCACAUGUUGUGAACCUCACAUUGGUGGACCUUCCCGGCAUUACAAAGGUUCCAGUGGGAGACCAGCCCAAAGACAUAGAAAUCCAGAUCAGAGAACUGAUCUUUAAAUACAUCUCCAACCCCAACUCCAUCAUCUUGGCUGUGACGGCUGCCAACACAGACAUGGCGACCUCAGAGGCCCUUAAAGUGGCCCGUGAGGUUGACACAGAUGGGAGGAGGACGCUGGCAGUGGUUACCAAGCUAGACCUGAUGGAUGCUGGUACUGAUGCCAUGGAUGUACUGAUGGGCAGGGUCAUUCCUGUAAAACUGGGCAUUAUAGGCGUAGUUAACCGGAGUCAGCUGGAUAUCAAUCAAAAGAAGUCGGUGGCAGAUGCUAUCCGUGAUGAAUAUGCCUUCCUGCAAAAGAAGUACCCAUCCCUUGCAAACAGAAAUGGAACCAAAUAUCUAGCCAGAACACUGAACAGGUUACUCAUGCACCACAUCAGAGACUGUCUUCCGGAGCUGAAGACGAGGAUCAACGUGCUGGCAGCGCAGUACCAGUCUUUACUAAACAGUUAUGGUGAGCCUGUCGAGGACAAGAGCGCCACGUUGCUGCAGCUCAUCACCAAGUUUGCUGCAGAGUACUGUCGCACCAUAGAGGGCACGGCCAAGUACAUUGAGACAGCUGAACUAUGUGGUGGAGCAAGAAUCUGUUAUAUAUUCCAUGAAACGUUUGGUCGCACAUUGGAGUCAGUUGAUCCUCUAGGCGGUCUGACAACCAUUGAUGUGCUCACAGCCAUCAGAAAUGCAACGGGUCCGAGGCCUGCGUUAUUUGUGCCCGAGGUUUCCUUUGAGUUGCUGGUGAAGCGGCAGGUCAAACGGUUGGAGGAGCCCAGUCUGCGCUGCGUGGAGCUGGUUCACGAAGAGAUGCAGAGGAUCAUCCAGCACUGCAGCAACUACAGCACACAGGAGUUAUUGAGGUUUCCAAAGCUCCAUGAUGCCAUAGUAGAAGUGGUCACCUCAUUACUCAGAAAAAGACUCCCCGUUACCAAUGAAAUGGUUCACAACCUGGUUGCCAUUGAGCUGGCCUACAUCAACACCAAACACCCUGACUUUGCUGAUGCCUGCGGCCUCAUGAACAACAACAUAGAAGAGCAGAGACGCAACAGAAUGAGAGACCUGCCCGCCGCUGUCCCCCGAGAUAAGUCUUUCAAAGGCCCAGGUGGGCAGUCUCUCUCCCCCUCUGAGCCUCCUGCCCCUGAGGGCGAGGUCACAAAGGCGGCAGCCGGUGGCUCGCAGAGCAGCUCUGUCAGCGAGCAGGCAGACAGCGGGACGGGGAGCUGGAGGGGCAUGCUGAAGAGGGGAGAGGACCCUGCAGCUGGAGACAGGGCUGCACCACAACCCCCUUUUCCUUCAAGCCCACAGAAGGGUUACGCUGUCAACCUGCUAGAUGUGCCCGUCCCAGUAUCCAGGAAGUUGUCUGCUCGAGAGCAGAGGGACUGUGAGGUCAUCGAGAGACUCAUCAAGUCGUACUUUCUUAUCGUUCGGAAAAACAUCCAGGACAGUGUACCAAAGGCUGUGAUGCACUUCCUGGUAAACCAUGUGAAGGACUGCCUGCAGAGUGAGCUGGUGGGUCAGUUAUACAAGACGGCCCUGCUGAACGACCUGCUGACAGAGUCCGAGGACAUGGCUCAGAGACGCACUGAGGCUGCUGACAUGCUCAAGGCAUUGCAGAAAGCCAGCCAAGUGAUAGCAGAGAUCAGAGAAACCCACAUGUGGUGAGGGCGGCCUCUCUACAGCAAGCUCUCUUCAUCCCUCAAGAACCCUUGGACAACCAAACACCUGCUGACCCUCCCGGUACCUCAGACUGCAGAGAUGAACAACUUUGAGAUGCACUGGUGUGGAUAUGUGUAUAUCAAAGCAUAGUUUUAAUGUACGGUGUGGACUUGGUGCAGUAUCACUCCCUGACCAUAAGCAUCACACAUUCUCCUGCACUAGAUUAUUAUAUUUUUCUUAUGUAAUUAAAUCGACCUGUAGAUAAUGUUAUACAUCACCACUAUGUGGAGCCUUGCUGAGGAAUGUCUGUUCUUAAUUUAGAUUUGAAUUAAAGCUAGAAAUAACAAACCCAAAGCAGAACACGUGGAUGUUUUCUUCAUUAUGUUCAGUUCUUUUAAUAGACGUGGACAAAAUGUGUCUGCUGGUGAUUGUUCCAAAUAAAUGCAGUAUUUUACUCCA